Molecule: messenger RNA, 1362 nt
Organism: Diaporthe batatas
Lineage: Eukaryota; Fungi; Ascomycota; Sordariomycetes; Diaporthales; Diaporthaceae
Product: bifunctional cysteine synthase/O-acetylhomoserine aminocarboxypropyltransferase MET17
Exons: 6
Coding region: 1-1362 (453 amino acids)
Biological process (GO): transsulfuration
Molecular function (GO): transferase activity, transferring alkyl or aryl (other than methyl) groups; pyridoxal phosphate binding
Source: RefSeq, a predicted model, not a curated record
AUGUCGGAGCUCAUCAAGCACUUCGAGACCCUGCAGCUGCACGGCGGACAAGAACCAGACUCUGCUACAAAUUCAAGGGCUGUACCAAUCUACGCAACAACUAGCUAUAUCUUCAACGACUCAGCCCACGGCGCGAGGCUGUUCGGCCUCAAGGAGUUCGGCAACAUAUACAGCCGUAUCAUGAACCCGACGGUGGACGUGUUUGAGAAGCGUAUCGCAGCACUCGAGGGAGGCGUGGCCGCAGUUGCCGCCUCGUCAGGUCAAGCGGCGCAGUUCAUGACCAUCGCCGCCCUGGCCCACGCGGGGGACAACAUCGUAUCUACCUCGAACCUGUACGGCGGUACCUACAACCAGUUCAAGGUUGCCUUCCCGCGCCUGGGAAUCUCCACCAAGUUCGUCGACGGCGACAAGCCGGAGGAGCUGGCCGCUGCCAUCGAUGACAAGACGAAGGCCGUGUACGUCGAGAGCAUCGGCAACCCGCGGUACAACAUCCCGGACCUGGAGAAGAUCGCGGAGCUGGCCCAUGAGAAGGGGGUUCCGGUUAUAGUUGAUAACACCUUCGGCGCGGGCGGCUACUUCAUCCGGCCCAUCGAGCACGGAGCCGACAUCGUCGUCCACUCAGCAACCAAGUGGAUCGGAGGCCACGGCACAACCAUCGGGGGCGUGAUCGUCGACUCGGGCAAGUUCGACUGGGGCAAGCACGGGAAGCGGUUCCCACAGAUGGUCGAGCCCUCGGACGGGUACCACGGGCUCAAGUUCUGGGAGACAUUCGGGGCCAUCACAUUCAUCAUCCGCGUGCGGGUCGAGGUGCUGCGCGACCUGGGCGCCUGCCUGAACCCCUUCGCCGCGCAGCAGCUGCUGCUGGGCCUCGAGACGCUGUCGCUGCGCGCGGAGCGGCACGCGCAGAACGCGCUGGCGCUGGCGCGGUACCUCGAGAAGAGCCCGUACGUCAGCUGGGUGUCGUACCCGGGGCUGGAGAGCCACCCGAGCCACGAGCUGGCCAAGAGGUACCUCAAGAGGGGCUCGGGCGGCGUGCUCAGCUUCGGCGUCAAGGGCGGCGGCAAGGCGGGCAGCCAGAUCGUGGACGGCUUCAAGCUCAUCUCGAACCUGGCCAACGUGGGCGACUCCAAGACGCUGGCGAUCCACCCCUGGACCACGACGCACGAGCAGCUGUCGGACGAGGAGAAGACGAGCUCGGGGACGACCGAGGACCUCAUCCGGAUCUCGGUGGGUACGGAGCAUAUCGACGACAUUAUUGCCGAUUUCGAGCAGUCCUUCAAGGCCGCAUCUGCCGCCACGACUGAGGGCAAGGAAGGCAAGCCCGAGGAUAAGGAGCACGAGGCCGCGCCGACCGUCGUCUGA